CUUGAUUAAUUUAUGAAGACGAUUUUAAUGAUUUUUGGGGGCACUGGCGUGCCGGCUAAGAAAAGACGAGCACUAUGAAUUCGAAAACAAUGGAGUCUAACCUAGCUAGGUUUUACUCAGUUUUACCACUUGACAGUUAACCUAAAAACCCCACGAGGGAAAACAGCUGAGGCAUGAAACGGUGAUGAAAACAUCGAAUCUAGUCCUCAUUGUUGUUUGAAAAAUAAUAGAAGUAUUGGUUCUAUUUACGAUUGUCGAACAUAUUUCGUCAUUGGAACAAUUAGUUUGGGCAACUCAUGUGGAUACUGCGAGGAUAGAAAUCUACGAGGGAACAUUGUUGACGUGUUAAAUACGAAGAUUGGAUAAAAAGUGAAAUAGUCCUCAUUAUCAUUCAAAGAGUAAUCAAGAGAAAUAAUCCUCUCAUUUACGAUUGAAUCUCUCACAUUUUACUAUUGGAGCAGUUAAGCUGUGAAACCCAUAUAAAUAUCUAGAGUAUAGAGAACCACGAAGGAAAAUAAUGAAGAGUUGACCAAUAAAACUGCUGUGAAUAUUCAGAAAAUAGAGGUCCAUGGAAGAUAAUAAAACAUGAAGAGACAUGAACGUAAGAAUAUGGAAUAAAGUUCGCAUUGCCACUUGAAGACUAAUAAGAAGAAUUUCAUUUCUUACCUGAGAUUGAGCCCAACAUAUUUUUCACCAUCUGAACAGUGAACCUGUGACAUUCAGUUGACCUGUAAAACUCCUCUAAAUACAGACGAACUAAAUACACAAAGGCUAAUAAUAAUGAGAAUAUAAAGAGGUGAUAAAAACAUUAAAAAAGCCCUAAUUAUUAAAUCUGAAUAAGUGUCAAAAUUGGUUGAUUGAAAAUGGGAAUUCGAGGGUUAACAACCUACAUAGCCAACCGCUCUGACUACUUCUUCGAGCCCCACGAGCUCCAGAACACCUACCUAGUGAUAGACGGUUGGAGUUUGAGCUCCCAGAUCUACUGUAAAAUAGCCAGAUGCAACUGCACCUUUGGUGGUGACUACGAUCAAUUCUCCCACAGUGUGACCCAGUUCUUCGAGGACCUCCUGCGCUGUCAGGUGACUCCAAUAGUCCUCCUUGAUGGAGGCUGGGAGAACAAAAAAAGAAUGACUGUUUACAAUCGUGCACGUGACAGACUGUCCACAGCCUCAAACUUCGGUCCUGCAGUGCAGAACAGAUUGAAGUAUUUUCCCCUAAUGCAGACCGAUGUCUUCAGGGAUGUUCUCGUCAACCUGGGGAUUAAAUUUGUCAUGUGUCCCUUUGAAGCUGACGAGUGCAUUGCAGCUGUCGCAAGGAUCCUGAAGGCUCCUGUUCUGAGUUAUGAUUCAGAUUUCUAUAUUUAUGGAGUCGAGUACAUUCCUUUCACAACUCUAGACCCUUUCGUCAUCAAGAAUAGAUCAGGGUAUGCCAAGAGAUGUAAAAUAUACCGAGUGGAAAAGCUUUUGAAUAAAUUCCAGGGGCUGGAUGCGAGUCUUUUACCUCUGGCCUCGAUCCUCCUCGGUAACGACUACAUUAAACGAAGUACUUUUAAGGAUUUCUUCAGUAAAUUAAAGUUGAAGAAGAGUAAAACCCAAAAUGAACAGCAGAGGAGGAUCCAAACGAUUCUAAAUUGGCUCAGGAAUUAUUCCCUGAAUUCUGCGGUCGCUGCUGUCUUGAAAAAGCUGAGGAAAGACCGGAGGAAAAGGGUUCUCUACUCUAUUGAGCUCAUCAUCAAUGGAUAUUCGACAUUAACAACGUACAUGCUGGAGCCUCUGGGUCUGACCGAGACUUACACGUCUGCUAUCAAAGAGAACAAAACGAAAACUUUCAGGUUUCAAGGGGAUCUCGAUAAACUAGAUGCGAUGGGAGACGAAGUCGAAGCCGAAGAGACUGAAGAUGAAGAUGAUGAGGAGGAGGCAGAGGAGGAAGAGGUUGAUGACGAGCCUGAUCUCCUCGCAGCAGAGAAAUUCGCAUCAUCUGUACCAGAGUGGUUCAUCAAGGGUCAUCUAGCUGGCGACUUUCCCACGUACUUCAUCAACAUGCUGACGCACAAUCUUUAUAUUCUCACUCCACAGAUUGAGGACUUUGAUCAACCUUCCUCCCACGAGAUCAGUAUUCCCAUAAUCACGAGGAUAUUUAGCUUGUUGUCCUCUUCCAAGGGAGAGGAGAAUGUUCUGGAGCUGCUUGUGAGGGAAGGGAACCAAUUUGUGAAACGAUUCAUCACGGUUCCAAGGGCACCAGUACCUCUUGAAGAUCUCAGGGAAGUUUCGUCGGUUGAGAGAAGGGAAAUUAUUGACGAAGUCUUGAGAAUUUCUGAGGAAGAUGGAUUGGACAAUUGUCCAGAAGGCUGGAGAUUGUAUUUGGGUACGAUGAUCUUCUGGAUGAGGCGAGAGGUUCUUCCAGAGAGAAAUAAUAUUCACCUGAAUUGUCUGGUUGCAUCCAUGCUAUUCAGCAUUAUUGAUGAUAGAAUUGGGUUUAGGAGAUCGAAGAAAGCUUUUGAAAGGAAGUUCUCUGGGGAAUUUGAGAGGAUUGGAAAGGAGAGGAGGCAUCAGAAGUUUUUAAUUAAGCAGGAGGAUGAUGAUUGUAGUUUGAGGGAAGCUGUCGAUGCAGUUGAUGAAGAGGACUGCAUAAUGGGGGCGCAAUUCUUCGUCAAUCAUUUCGAAAUGGAUGAGAGACUUCGAUCUUUACCGAGGAGAUUUUGUGUUGAGAUUGUUCAUGCAUUUGCGCAGUUCCAGAGUUGCUUGAGGCACUCGAUGCACCUGAAUGCACUUUUGGGAUAUCCGUAUAUCCAUCCACGUCCUGCUGAGUUGUUUAAUGGAACUCUGUUGUAUAAUUUGUAUUCGAAUCUCUCGAAGAGGAAUGAUGCGCAGGUUUAUCUGCAGGGGAAGCUCGAGAAUGCUCCUGGUCUUCUUAGGGUCUUUCGAGGGGUCUAUCGGAUUGUUGAGGAUAGUUUGGGGAAGGUUAAAGAGGAGAAAGCGAAGAACUGCAAGAGGAGGCGGAAUAAGAACACGAAGAGAGUUGAUUCGGAGGAUGAAUUUUUGACUGCUGAGAGUGAUUUAGAAAGCCCGGAGAAGAGUCUUUUUUAUGAUCCCAGAAACCCUUUUUCAAUACUUACUGUGUCUUGAUUGACGGCAUGAUAAGAGUGAAGAAACAUAACGAAGGGGUCGAUCUUUUUGUACCUCUUGUUGAAUAUUGAUAAUCAUGAUGAUGAGUGAUUUUUACGGAGAAUGUAAAGAAAAUUUUUUGUUGGAAUUCAAAAGUGGAAAAAUUAUAAAAAUGUCUUUUUUUUACUUAUCACAGUUCAUUUUCCUACUGAAUUGGGUUUCUAUUCUGUAGUAAAUGAAACCUAAGUGUUGUGAAUAUAAAACAUUUAUAUUGUAUAAUUUGUAUUUCAAUUUUUCGAGGUUGAAUGAUGCACAGGUUUAUUUGCUGGGAAAGUUGGGUUUCUUAGGAACUGUCGAGGUUUGUAAGAUCGUUGAGGAUAGUUUGGGGAGAAUAAAUGAGGAGAAGACGAAGAGCUGGGAGAGGAUGCGGAAUAGGAACAAGAAGAGGGAGAGAGUUGAUUCGGAGGAUGAAUUUUUGGUUGCUGAGAGUUGGUUGCUGAUUUGGAGAGCCCGAAGAAGAGUCUUUUUUAUAAUUUUAGAAACCCUUUUUCCAUAUUUAUUGCGUCUUGAUUGAGGGCGUGAUAAGGGUAAAGAAACAUAACGAAAGAGUUGAUUUUUUUGUACCUUUUGUUAAAUAUUGAUAAUCAUGAUAAUGAAUGAUUUUUGAGGAUAAAGUAAAAAAAAUUUUUUGUUGGAAUUCAUAAUUGGAAAAAUGAUAAAAAUGUCUAAUUUCACUUAUCGCAGUUCAUUUUCCUACUGAAUUGGGCUUCUAUUCUGUAAUAAAUG
Diachasma alloeum is the source of this 3890-nucleotide messenger RNA. RefSeq names its product protein asteroid (gene ast). Lineage: Eukaryota; Metazoa; Arthropoda; Insecta; Hymenoptera; Braconidae. Bases 864 to 3125 code for a protein of 753 amino acids. The transcript has 4 exons. The record is from RefSeq and is a predicted model, not a curated record.